AAGGAGAAGAGAUGGCUGCUGGAGCUAAGGCAUCCUGGAUGGUGGCGAUGAGCGUGGCCGCCGUGGAGGCGCUCAAGGACCAGGCCGGACUCUGCCGCUGGAACUACGCGCUGAGAUCCAUCCACCGUGCCGCCAUGGCCAAGGCCAGCGCCCGCAGCGCUGUCUCCCAGGGCAAGAAGCAGCUUCCGGCCUCUGCGCCGGCGGUGGCAGAGCAGCGGCGAGCGCAGAAGGCGGAAGAAGGGUUGAGGACGGUGAUGUACCUCAGCUGCUGGGGACCCAACUAGUAGGUACAGCUGCUAGGUACAGGCGUUUUGCUGCAGCAAUGGCCUGGCCUGAGACUUGGCUGGUUGCCCCCCAUUGUAAUAUACCACCACGAUGAUGAUGAUGAUGAUGAAAAUUUCAGUCACCUAGCUGAGUUUACCA
This is a messenger RNA of Lolium perenne, 423 nucleotides long. RefSeq lists its product as uncharacterized. Lineage: Eukaryota; Viridiplantae; Streptophyta; Magnoliopsida; Poales; Poaceae. The record is from RefSeq and is a predicted model, not a curated record.